GACAAUCAAAAAUAUUUGCUAUGGAAAAUCAAAAUCAGUCAGUUGACACUCAGCUCUCAGUUUGUAAGGGUUUAUUUUUUUGUUUAUUGUUAUUUUUUGUGUGACCGGGAGUGUAAAUGAAUAUAUAAUGAAAGCUUAAACAUUAUUUAAAAUACGUCGAAAAUCAAAUAAAAACAUUACUUUCAAAAUUUAAUAAAAAUGCAGUGCUUCCAUAAAAAUGCCAAUACAAUGCUCCGGCUAACAAAUUUGUUGUUGUUCUGCUUGUUUUUUCACAAUGCAAACUCUCAGCUUAUACCCAUCACUAGUGAACAACAUUUUGCUCUGACGAACAAAGUUACGAUGACUGAUCUGAAGCAUUCCAGCAAUGAAGAAACAAGCUAUACAUUCGAAUCUUUAUUGAAAAUCAGAUCAGUAUGGAGCUCAAAUACAGAACAGUUAUUAGCAGUGUAUUUUUUGGACUCGACAGUAAAAGCACCUAGGCAAAAAGGUAAAAGCUUUGUAACACAGAAAAUUACUACAAUACCAGAUAGACCUUUCUAUAUCACUUUGCUCAACGGUAAACCCAGUAAAGUAAUAGCGCACACAUCACGUGAUCAGUCACUGUUGAAUUUGGAACGUGGUAUUGCCUCACUGCUGCAAUUGCAAAACCAAAAUGGACCUGUGCGGGAGGUAGACAGUUCUGGUACGUGUACUACUUUCUAUAAUAGAAAAUCAAGCACCAGAGUUGAAAAGACAAAAACAGAUUGUGGACACUGGGACCUGCAUGUUUCUUAUCGCGCAGAGAAGCCAUUGAGCGUUACUCAAAACUCACAAGAACACGUUGAAUACGAAUUAAGUGCCGAUGGAAUGCUAUUGAAAGCUACCUCAACUGAAAAGCAUCGUGUAGUUUUAGAAGCAAAGACCGAUGUAGGCAGUCAAGUGGAAUCAGUAUUUGAAAUAAAGAAUCUUUUGGAAAAUAUAAAAAAACCAAUAGACCAGAUGAAUUUUGUGACAUUGGAUGAAGCGAUUAACAGUCUCUUGGAAUGGUAUCGAGUAUUCGACAUUGAAUCUGACGUUGAUGGCGUUGUUAGUGAAAUUAAGGAUAUUACUUUAAAAGACAGUAUUGAUAAGAAAGUUAAACUUCUAUCCGAUAAGCACAUUGGCCAUGAUGAACUUGCCGUUGCAAUAGCUGAGUUAUUGCCUUUAGCACGCAUUACCAAGCAACAGGAAUUCGUGAAUAUCUUGAAAUCACAUGAAAAAUUGUAUGGACAAUUGGUUGACUUGCUAGCUGCAGCUCAAACGAGUGAUGCACAUAAUGCCAUCAAUGAAGUGUUUAAAUAUAAUAAAAAAUCUGAUGAGGAUUUCUUAGAAAAAUAUUUACAAUCUCUCGCAGUGGGUACACAUCCCGAUCGUUAUAUACUUGUUGAUCUCUAUGCACGUCUGACAAGCAAGGAUGAACCUAUAAAAAAUUCAAAACUUUAUGAUACUGUACUGCAAACUUUGGCCACUCUUACAAGACAAACUGGCUUGGAACUAAGCGAUGAGUUGAUAAUACAUAUUCGCAAUUUCAUCACAAGUGAAUUGGAAAAAUGUAAAGAUGCUGCCUGUAAAACGCGUUUCAUACGUGCGUUACAGAAUUUACAAGAUGCCAGUACAAUAGAUAUACUUAUUAAUAGUGUUUUGGAAGGUGAUGCGUAUACAUCAGUUGCUGCUAUGCAAGCUUUGCGUGGUUUCCCAGUAGUAUAUUUCAAAGAGGAGCAACGUAAGCUUUUCGAACAAAUUUUCUAUCAACUGAAACGUCAAUACGACACAUCAGCACGUAUUUUCGCGCUUGACAUAUUGUUGUCACUCAAGCCAACUAAGGAGCAAUUGGGUAAUUUAUUGGAUUAUUUAACAUCCAACGAUAAACAAUUCGAGAUUAAGACUUACGUUAUACAAAAGUUGCAUAUGUUGGCCGAAAAAUGUCCACGAUUUAAUGUGCUACUGAAAGAUUGUCUAGCAGAGAGACCACAUGUUAAUAAUUAUAAUACCAUUGCUCAAAAAGGUCUUACAACUGUAUUAACGCGCCAACUAUCAACAACACCAGCAUUUAAUGAAAGCUUGUUGUCAAUACAAGAAAUAAACAAAGGUGUUCUCAAGCGUGGUUCUGUGGAAUUAAUACUAACUGCGGGACGUGAAGAGACAACUACAUUUAAGUUGGGUAUAUACACAAGUGGUUUAUCGUCAUUUGUCAGUGAAGAUACCGAUGAUGAGGAAGUAGACGAUUCACCUGCUUCUGCAGGUAUGGAAAUAUCUGUCCAAGGUGUAAUAUUACGUCCACUUGUGUUCUUUACUGGAAACUCUGAACUCAUGGGUCAUGUAUGGAGUGGAACCGCUUCAGAUCCCACACCAGCAUAUCAAUCAACUACAGUAACACAUGAUCAUGAACAUUAUAUUAUACUAGCUUCAGGUGCUACUGUAUUUAUACGUAUAAUAGGUGCAAAAUCGGUUGAUUUAAAUGGUAAAGUAAAUUUCAGCAUUUGGAACCGUAACGCUGAAACGGAAAUAAAACAAAAUACUGGUGCCGCUAUUGUUGGUGUUAUGGCUGUUGGCUUCACUUAUGCUCAAUUGGAAAAUCAUUUCAUAGUGCAAAAUGAGCCAAAGAUUAGUUUGGAUGCAAAAAUCGACUUCUAUUCAGAUAUUAAGUUAUGUAUGCAACUACAACGUCCCGAAAUGAUUUUAAAACAUUCCAAUAAAAGAUCCAUAGAACUGAAAGCAGGCAAAGCCUAUCGUAAGCAAGUGUCCACAACUUUCACGCACAAAUCCUUUGGCCGCACUUUGGCCUUAAAUCAAAAGAACAAUGACAUGUGUAACAUGAUCAAUGAAUAAAAUUCUCAUAGAACGAACAAAUUUUGUAAAAUAUUAUAAAGGGCACAUUUUUAAUAUCACAUAAAAUAAGCUUUAUAUUGUUAUUUAUAAUGAUAAAUUGUACUAUGUAUAGUUUAACUCCUUUUUCUUAUAUAAUUGUAACGAACGUAUAAGUUUCUUUAUUUUAUUUUAUUUUGUUAUUUUUUUUUUUGUA
Molecule: messenger RNA, 3040 nt
Organism: Teleopsis dalmanni
Lineage: Eukaryota; Metazoa; Arthropoda; Insecta; Diptera; Diopsidae
Gene: Mtp
Product: microsomal triglyceride transfer protein large subunit
Exons: 8
Coding region: 199-2847 (882 amino acids)
Biological process (GO): lipid transport; lipoprotein metabolic process
Cellular component (GO): Golgi apparatus; endoplasmic reticulum; basolateral plasma membrane
Molecular function (GO): lipid binding
Source: RefSeq, a predicted model, not a curated record